UGUCUCGAGGAUGCACAGGCGUGAUCUGGGGCAGGAGCCCAGCGGAUGCAGCGGCCAUGGCCAGAACCAAAACUACGAGGACCUUCAUACUGAUCGUUGUACGGUUAAUGAAUGUCUUGCUUCUGAUAAUUGAGGCUUUUAUACACCAUCAAGAAUCUUAUCAUUAUGACACCUUGGGCGAAUCCCAAAUAAAUUAAUUCGACUUUGAAUUAUGGUCUUAAUCUGCUUGUUUGGUGAAAAUCCCUUGCCUACCUUUGACUUCAUAAAAAUUAAGUGUUAUAAGGAUAAGUCAAUGCUAUCAAAUGCAUAGUACAAUUAUAUUGAUAAAGUUCACUCAUACUGCAAUACGUCAACGAAUGGAUUUAGCUGAUAGGGAUUUUCCCCACACAGGUAAGGGCUUUUCCCAUGGACUGAUGAAGAUAAGACGAUAUAAGACUGGUAUAAAACAGCCAUAGUUUGUAAAGAAAAUUCAUUAAUUUCUUGUUGAUCACCAUGAAGGUUUUCGUAGUUUUGGCUUUGGCUCUUGCCUCCGUGUCCGCUGGACUUGUGCCUCAGGCUCUGCCUGUGCGUCCUCGUGACAGGACAUCGACACCAUCUAUUACUGGUCGCAUUACCAACGGCAAGAACGCUGUGGCGGACCAGUUCCCCUACCAGGUGGGACUCAGCUUCAUUGGAGCGGAGGGCAGUUGGUGGUGUGGUGGCUCCAUCAUUGACAACUCCUGGGUUCUGACUGCAGCGCACUGCACUAGCGGUGCCUCCUCCGUGACCGUCUACUAUGGAGCUACCGUUCGCACCAGCCCCAAGUUCACCCACACCGUCUCCAGCUCGAACUGGAUCCAGCAUGCCAGCUAUGUUUCCGUGACCCUUCGCAACGAUAUAUCCCUGAUCAAGACACCAUCCGUGACUUUCUCGUCCUCCGUCAACAAGAUUGCCAUCCCAGCUAUUGCCAGCAGCUAUUCCACUUAUGCCGGACAAGUCGCUGUCGCCUCCGGAUGGGGACUGACCUCCGACACCUCGACCUCGGUGGCCCGGGAUCUGCAGUACGCUGAUCUCACGGUCAUUUCCAACUCCGUGUGCCAGGAGACCUAUGGCAGCUUGGUGGUUACCAGUCGUGUUAUCUGUGUGGAUGGUGUCAAUCGCACCUCCAUCUGCGGUGGUGAUUCCGGCGGCCCAUUGGUUUUGGACGACGUUUUGAUCGGUGUCACCUCCUUUGGAUCUAUCGAUGGCUGCGAGAUUGGAGCACCAGCAGGAUUCACUCGAGUCACCAGCUACUUGGACUGGAUCAAGAACAACUCCGGAGUUUCCGCUUAAGGAGGUCAUUUCAAUGUAUCCAAGUUUUUAACUCGGUUCAUUAAAUAAAAAUCAAUAACAAAAGCAACUUAGAUUAGCAUUUUCUUU
Messenger RNA from Drosophila simulans, 1398 nucleotides. Its product is annotated as serine protease 1-like. Gene Ontology annotation, biological process: proteolysis. The coding region runs from base 493 to 1311 and encodes 272 amino acids. The record is from RefSeq and is a predicted model, not a curated record. The transcript is spliced from 2 exons. Gene Ontology annotation, molecular function: serine-type endopeptidase activity. Lineage: Eukaryota; Metazoa; Arthropoda; Insecta; Diptera; Drosophilidae.